GAAGAUUCCAUCAAAGAGCUUCUGGAAAGGCUUCUCGAAUUCCGGAAGAAUUUGCAGGUGCGGAAGCAAAAUGCCGCGAAACUUGACAUUCGAGCAGAGCUCACGCAGGAACUCGCCCAGCUGCAUCCGCAGCUACGCAGCGGCUAUGGACUUGUGCAGAAGAUGCCGUUUGCCGGUCGGCGUCGCGAGUCCGAGGACUCCCAAGCAUCGGGCGGUCCUGCUGUGCCAAACCUGAAGGCUGCAGUGGCUGUGGCGAAGUUCAAGAAGAAGCUAGACCUGAGCAACAACAUCAAGAAUCUGCGUAAAGAGAAGAAGGAUCUGGAAGCUUCUGUGGAAGAUGCCGCCGAAAUGUUGCAAACUGAUCAAGCUCUGUCCGAGAAGUACCAGGAGGACCGGCGCCAGGCAGACACGCUGGUGCAGCACAUGCGGAUGCUUCUGGCCGUGAGGCAACUGAGGGACUCGGCUCGAGUCAGGGUGAUGAAGCUGAAAGGAGAACACGUCCACGGCAAGGUCGACGGAAACAUGCGGAGUAGCAUGGCACUCUUGCUGGGCAUGGGCACCAAGAGCAAUCGAGGGCCAAACGCUGGCCCUGGCCGGGCCGCCGGGGGGUCCUCGAAAGCCUACAAGGGCCGCUUCCGAGAUGCGCCCUUCACCGGCCCAGCCGGGAUGGAGUGGAUUCAUCGCGAGCUCGCCAUGCAAGAGGACAACGACGAGAGUGGCAGUGACUCCGGCGACGAAGACAUCCCAAGAGGGCGACGAGGUGGCGGCAAGAAAGCGAAGGGCAAAAAAGGUGCUUCCAGUGCUGGGGCCGCGGCAUGGACACCCAAAUACCUUCCGAUGGAGGGUCAAUCGCUUCAGUCUUCCAUCAUCCAUACAGCCCGGGUCGUUGCCAAAGAAGUCCGCGACGCAAAGCCUGGAGCCGGCGAUGAGGAGGUCGCGGCGAAACCCGCAGCUGCAAGAUCGAGUGCCGAGCAGCAGCUAAACCGAAUCUUCACGCCCAAGCUGCAAAAGCGCUUGAAGAGUGCAUCAGACAAGACCGCGGCUGCCCUCUUCAAGAGGUCCCUCCUCGAGGCCUCGAGGACGGAGGUGAUCACGGAGAAGCUGCGGGACUCAAAGAGGGAUGAUCUGAACAAGAUCCUUCGCAUGAUCCUCGAGAAGAAUGGGAUCAAAACGAUGCAGCGAAUCGAAUCGCGCGCCCAACAGCAGGUUCGCUGGGAUGGUGAGGUCGAUUACCUGCAUGACAAGUUAGUGCGCGUUAUUGGCGUGGAAAACUAUUGGAGCAGACGUGCUGGGACCUGGCUUGAGCAGAUGAAGAUCGUGUAUGGACAGGAAGUCUACCAGGCUUUCAUGGAGCCGGACCGCUGGACUCAGAAGGACACAUGGUCGAACCGUCUGUUUGCGGCUUUACUGGCUGCUGCAGAGAUCCAAAGAGAGGCCGAGAAGGAGAAGAUGGGUUUGGAGGAAGUGAAAGAUCAUAUCGAAGCUCCGCCGGAGUUGGAGAAGGAUGAGAGCAAGGUUCGGCGGAAGAGCGCUUACAUGGAGCGUCUGCAGCGACCCAGCCAGAUAGCGAGGUGGAAAGAGCGCCUGGAGCAAGUCCGCAGCGACGACACUCCGCAGGUGAACCCCUUCAACGUCGAGGCGGUGCAGCUUCCCGAGCCCGCCCCUGAGCCUCGCCGCGUCCUUCCCGUGAGGCCGCCCCCGGCACGCCCGAGCCGGGCCCCGUCGCCACGAAAGCCUCCUCCUACUCGAGGCAUCAAGGCUGCCGGAGAUGUGCUUCAACUCCCGGAGGACCCGGCCAGCUUCCUUGGCCCGGUCGCUCCGAGCACCAGCCCAGCUGAGAAGGGAAUACCUGGCUGGAUGGCAUCCUCCUUCCAGCGGCCGGCAGACAGUGGGCGGCAGCUGGUGCUGACGGACGAGUUGUCUGCCGUGCGGGAAAACUCAUCGAGAGCUUCCUCCAAGGAGUCAGCUCACCGACCAGCUCAGCUGAGACAGGCGGUCCUGGCGCAAGCACGACGCAGGAGUGUCGCGCCCUGGGCCGAAGCCAUGGAUGCGAUCACCAACUCAUCCUUCCGCGCAGCUAUGAAGAGCUUGCAGAAGCAAUUCUUCAGCGCCAAAAUCCAGGAGCAGGAGGCGUGGGGAAUUCUUCCUUCCCUCGAGAAUGAGGCACCCAUCCAGAAGCUGCACCGCAUGAUGCGAAAGCGACAUGAAGACAGGAGCGCAAAGACCCUCCACUUCCGUGCUGAGCGGAACCUCAGCAAGAACAUGAAGAAGUGGUCGUAUGUUCGCCCAGAUGGGCAGACAUCAAUCGGAGCAAAAGUUCGCACGUCCAUCGCGAACUAUCUGAUUAUCUUGGAGACAACUCUCGUCAGCUGGGGCAAGGAGGAAGGUCCGACUGACGUGGCCAAAUGGAAGGAGUCGGGGCGCUUGUUCGUGGAACACAUGGGCCGCACAGUGCAGUAUAUCAGUGUCGACAAAAUUACCGAGCACGUCAAGCGUCGUUUGGAGAUUCAGCUCACGGAGACUCAGCUGGCUCGCGCGGCGGUCAAGCUCAGUGAGAUUUGCCGACAUGCAACCUCGGACUCGGCUAGUUCCUAG
Symbiodinium sp. CCMP2592 is the source of this 2595-nucleotide messenger RNA. NCBI's taxonomy places the organism in Eukaryota, Dinophyceae, Suessiales, Symbiodiniaceae. The record is from the annotation of a GenBank genome assembly.